Heterobilharzia americana is the source of this 758-nucleotide messenger RNA. The record is from the annotation of a GenBank genome assembly. NCBI's taxonomy places the organism in Eukaryota, Metazoa, Platyhelminthes, Trematoda, Strigeidida, Schistosomatidae.
GUUACAACGCGUAUGUUUGGUUCUGAACACUCAAAUCCGAUAUGGUCAAAAUCACCCACUUGAUAUUUGAUGUUGAUGGACUUAUUUUGGAUACAGAAUCUGUAUACACUGAAUUCACGUCAAAGUUCUUACAACCGUACAAUUUAAAAUUUGACUAUGGCAUCAAAAAGUUGUUGAUGGGAAGAAAACCACAAGAAGCUGCUGAGAUACUCAUAAAGGAAUGUAACCUACCCAUAAGUGCUGAUGAAUUUGUUGAAAAACAGUCUAAUUACAUUACUCCAGAGAGAUGGAAGUCUGUUAAGUGCUUACCAGGUGCAGAAAAAGUUAUUAAUCAUCUCGCUUCAUAUAACUUUCCUAUGGCACUAGCUACUGGUUGUUGCAGUUAUGAACUUGAUCAAAAAAUGACCAACCACCAAGGGAUUAUGUCUAAAAUGUCUCAUACUGUUUGUUCUGGCGAUGAUUACACUAUUAAAAGUGGCAAACCUAAGCCAGAUAUCUUUUUGGCUGCUGCCAACAGGUUUCAAACUCCUCCAGCUCACUUAGAUGAAGUUCUAGUAUUUGAAGAUUCUCCGAAUGGAGUCGAGGCUGCACUGUCAGCCGGAAUGCAUGUUGUUUGGAUUCCUGACCCAAGAGAACCACCUGGGAUUUCUUUGAAGUCAAUUUCACCCUCUGAUGUCUCACGUGUAACUAGGCUGAAUAGUUUGUGUGAAUUUAAACCGGAACAAUUCGGUCUCCCCGCAUUCGAAGAUUCUUUGUAG